Carassius gibelio (silver crucian carp) is the source of this 3376-nucleotide messenger RNA. RefSeq names its product vasoactive intestinal polypeptide receptor. Gene Ontology annotation, molecular function: vasoactive intestinal polypeptide receptor activity; peptide hormone binding; G protein-coupled peptide receptor activity. NCBI's taxonomy places the organism in Eukaryota, Metazoa, Chordata, Actinopteri, Cypriniformes, Cyprinidae. The coding region runs from base 267 to 1679 and encodes 470 amino acids. The transcript is spliced from 13 exons. Gene Ontology annotation, biological process: cell surface receptor signaling pathway; adenylate cyclase-modulating G protein-coupled receptor signaling pathway. The record is from RefSeq and is a predicted model, not a curated record. Gene Ontology annotation, cellular component: plasma membrane.
UGGUGAAGCUGUAAAGCUCCUCUCGUGGUCUGACUGUGAUUCGCUCAUUGGUCGCUGAACUGUCAGCAGCUCGAGCAACGAUACGAGGCACUCACUCACCCGGAGAACUGCUCACUCACGGCUAUUAAGAUGUUCCCUCAUCUGAAGUUAGGUUUCGCUCCUCUGAGACACUUUGACUGAGUUUGCUUUUACGCGCUUGUAAGAAAAGCAGGAGAAACUUUUUUUUUCAUGGUAAACGAACAUUUACUGAAGAAAAAGCAGCUGCUAUGGACGCCCCAAAAUGGUUUUUAUUGGUUUCAACAUUGAGCUCCUUUAUUCCGGUUGGUGCUGUACACAUGUGUGACGUGGUAAAUGAGAUUGAGCUGGCAAGAGCGAGGUGUGAGAAUAAAACAGCAGGAAACGUCACAUCAGGCUGCAAAGGGAUGUGGGAUAUUAUUGCUUGCUGGCCAUCAGCCAAAGUUGGGGAACAUGUGGUUAUUCCCUGUCCAAAUUACUUCAGACACUUCUCUGAUCAUCAUGAGGGUAACCUCUCAAAGACCUGCACUGCUGAUGGCUGGACCGAGAUGGACCCAAUGGAAAUCGCAGUGUAUUGUGGCUACAAUCUGAAUGGCACUGUUGACGAUGAUAGUUUCUUUAGGUCGGUGAAGAUCGGCUACACCAUCGGGCACAGUGUUUCUCUCAUUUCUCUCACCACUGCCAUUGUAAUACUUUGUAUGUCCAGGAAACUCCACUGCACGCGGAACUACAUCCACAUGCAUCUGUUUGUGUCCUUCAUUCUGAAAGCCAUCGCAGUCUUCGUCAAAGAUGCGGUGCUCUACGAUGUUAUUCAAGAGUCUGACAACUGCUCCACUGCCUCUGUUGGCUGCAAAGCUGUGAUUGUCUUUUUCCAGUAUUGCAUUAUGGCAAGCUUCUUCUGGCUGCUAGUGGAAGGUCUGUAUCUUCAUGCUCUGUUGGCCGUCUCCUUCUUCUCAGAGAGGAAGUACUUCUGGUGGUACAUUCUGAUUGGUUGGGGAGGCCCAACGAUUUUCAUCAUGGCUUGGAGCUUUGCCAAGGCUUACUUCAAUGACGUCGGAUGCUGGGAUAUAAUUGAAAAUUCCGACCUAUUCUGGUGGAUUAUCAAAACCCCGAUAUUAGCUUCAAUUCUGAUGAACUUUAUCCUCUUCAUUUGUAUCAUUCGGAUACUGCGGCAGAAGAUCAACUGUCCUGACAUUGGGAGAAAUGAAUCAAACCAAUAUUCGAGGCUGGCAAAAUCCACACUUUUGUUGAUUCCACUCUUUGGGAUAAACUUCAUCAUAUUCGCUUUCAUUCCUGAGAACAUAAAGACUGAGCUAAGGCUUGUGUUUGACCUCAUUCUUGGGUCAUUUCAGGGUUUUGUGGUUGCUGUACUCUACUGUUUCCUGAAUGGAGAGGUCCAAGCUGAGAUCAAGAGGAAAUGGAGGCGAUGGCAUCUUGAAAGGUUUCUUGGUCCUGACACCAAAUACCAACACCCAUCUAUGGGCAGCAAUGGUAACAACUUCAGCACGCAGAUCUCCAUGCUGACUCGCUGCAGCCCCAAGACUCGCCGUGCGUCCACAUGUCAAGAUGAGACAUCCAUCACAGUCUUAGGAUCUACAACUAUGGGUUAUGGUCACCAGAAUGAGACUGUGAAAGGACAUGAAGACGUUCGGGAAGUGUCCUAAUGAAAUUCAGUGAAUUUCAGACUGUAUUAUAAUUUUUGGAGCUUACAUUUGCUGAACAUAGCACAAUUUGAUGCCAUAGGAGUCUUUAAUGAGGUUCUUGUAUGAAAAACCCAAUAUUGGACAGGCAAUGAUCAUCGUCUGCAACAUAUUAGAGAUGUAAAUAAGGCGAAAGUGAUCUUCUGGAGAGCGGCGAGAUUGCAGUUUUGCCAUCACUUUGAGACUCAGAUCUUCAGAGACACUGAAGCAACAGCAACAUCAAGAAUGACUGAUGAUACUCUGUAGGAAAAAGAGGUUAGGGAUUCUUUACCUGGACUGCACUUAUAUAUUUGGCUUAUGAGGCAAGUUAAAAAAACAAAAAAAGAAACAAAAAGGCAACCAAAAGUGGAUUGUUGAAUAUCCAAUACAUGGAGAUAUACUGUAGAGACCAAAUGUGAUGUGUCUUCAAAACAUGUUGUUCAUAUAUUUUUUUAAUGAUGUUUUGAGAUCUGUGUGUGUGUGUGUAUGUGUGUGUUUAGGCACAUUUGGAAGCCGAAUGCCCUUCUCUGCACUAUCAUUCCAGAUCAGUCAUCCCAGCGGUGUCAACAUUCAUUUUGCAUGCUUGUUUGAGUGUCAUUGUGCCAUGUAUCACCAUGACUUGACGGUUUUAUGGUCUAAUGUCAAAUCCUUUUGUGCAAAGAACAAACUAUAAAUUGUGAGAUGAAUGAUGACAAGGAUGGCGCUGUUGGAGUUUGAUAGAACUGUCAUAGGCUUUGACAAUGCUUAUUAUUAACCUUAAGGAAUAAUACACUUCGUCCAGUUUAUUCUUAACAAUGGAAUUAGUAUUUAUGUGCAUUGUAAGUCUUUGCAGUCAUCCUGUAAACUUCCAUUUCCUUUGCACUGUGACACAACAUUUUCUUUUUACGUUCUUUGGUUUCAGUGGUAACUUGCAGUGCUUGUUCAACCAGAAGGGUUUUUGUGUUUAUGUACAAGCUAAAGGGAAAUGAAAAAGCAGGCCGCCCUGUCAUACCAAUGUUCUUGUCUCACAGUUUUUCUCAUCGAGAUGGACUUGCAGCCAGAUCACGGCCUGUGAAGUCCCGGAAAGCGACUCGAACUGGGUCAGCGCCACAUAAAGAUAGUUCUGGAUUGUGGUGUCUGUUUCCAGUGGAGUGUAAAAAAACCAUGUACAGUCACAUCUGAUAGAAUAUAUAAAGGGAAUUUAUAACCAAAUAGGACUUCUUGCAAAGGUUAUAGUAAUAUAUUUAAUGAAAAGAAUUUAAAGACCAAUAUUGUCCGAUGACAUAUUUUUUACUUUAAAUGUGUGAUUAGCCAUAUUACCUCUAAUCUACCACAAUAAAGAAUGUAUAUCCUUAUAAAAAUGUUAAAUAAAAUGUUUUAAUUUUCAAUAUAUGAAAGAACAAAUAUCACUUUGAGCUAGCAAGCGGUGUACCUGGUGAACUUUAUAUAAAUGCAUAUAGGAAAAGGUGCCUAUUUUAAUAAUUUGCACUGUAUAGGCUGUGUCUGGUUUCGGAAUAAUGUGUAGAUAUGCUGUUUAUUGAAUAUUAAUUAAGGUGAAGUGUAAUAUGUAAGUGCAGAGCAGAAAAACUGGAUGUCGUGUAUAUUAACUGUGUAUCUGUGCUGUGAAAGUGAGUAAUCUUUGUCCAUAUACCGCAUGCAACACAUAUGGUGCAUUUCAAGUAAUAAAUUCACAAAAAGCAUGA